This is a messenger RNA of Cygnus atratus (black swan), 3197 nucleotides long. RefSeq names its product FtsJ RNA 2'-O-methyltransferase 3 (gene FTSJ3). The transcript is spliced from 21 exons. The coding region runs from base 137 to 2743 and encodes 868 amino acids. Lineage: Eukaryota; Metazoa; Chordata; Aves; Anseriformes; Anatidae. Gene Ontology annotation, biological process: maturation of LSU-rRNA from tricistronic rRNA transcript (SSU-rRNA, 5.8S rRNA, LSU-rRNA); rRNA methylation; maturation of 5.8S rRNA from tricistronic rRNA transcript (SSU-rRNA, 5.8S rRNA, LSU-rRNA). The record is from RefSeq and is a predicted model, not a curated record. Gene Ontology annotation, cellular component: nucleolus; preribosome, large subunit precursor; nucleus. Gene Ontology annotation, molecular function: rRNA (uridine-2'-O-ribose)-methyltransferase activity; rRNA (guanine) methyltransferase activity.
AGCGGAAGUCGGGGGCGUGGCGCGGGGAACGCCGGGACGGCGGCGGGGGCACGCGGCGAGGCCGGGGCUGGGAGCGGGGCCGCGAUCGUGUCGGGGUCCGUGCCGGGGCCGCAGGGCCCGAGCCCCCCGCGGCGCCAUGGGCAAGAAGAGCAAAGCGGGCCGGAGCCGGCGGGACAAGUUCUACCACUUGGCCAAGGAGACGGGCUUCCGCUCCCGCUCCUCCUUCAAGCUGCUCCAGCUCAACCGCAAGUUCCAGUUCCUGCAGAAGGCCCGGGCGCUGCUGGACCUGUGCGCGGCCCCCGGCGGGUGGCUGCAGGUGGCUUCCAAAUUCAUGCCGGUUUCCAGCUUGAUCGUUGGAGUGGAUUUGGUUCCUAUCAAACCCAUUCCCAACGUGGUGACGCUGCAGGAGGACAUCACAACCGAGAAGUGUCGCCAGGCCCUGCGCAAGGAGCUGCAGACGUGGAAGGUGGACGUGGUGCUGAACGACGGAGCGCCCAAUGUGGGAGCCAGCUGGGUGCACGAUGCCUACUCCCAAGCCAACCUGACCCUCAUGGCUCUGAAACUGGCCUGCGAGUUCCUCUGCAAAGGUGGCUGGUUCAUCACCAAGGUUUUUCGCUCCCGGGACUACCAGCCGCUCCUCUGGAUCUUCCAGCAGUUCUUCCACAAGGUCCAGGCCACCAAGCCCCAAGCCUCCCGCAACGAAUCCGCUGAGAUCUUCGUGGUGUGCCAGGGUGAGCAGCUGCGGGGACCUGCAGUCGCUGGCAACCUGGGGCGCUGGGCUGGGACCGGGGAAAAACUGUUGGUGUCUUUGAUUUCUCCCGCCCUAGGUUAUCAGGCGCCAGACAAAAUUGACAGCAAGUUCUUUGACCCAAAAUACGCCUUCAAGGAGGUCGAGGUCCAGGCCAAGUCCGUUAGCGAGUUGGUCAGCAAGAAGAAGCCAAAGGCAGAGGGCUACGUGGACGGUGACACGACGCUCUACCACCGCUUUACCCUGAUGGACUUCCUCAAGGCUCCCAACCCCGUGGACUUCCUCUCCAAGGCCAAUGAGAUCACGCUGGGGGACGGGGAGCUGGAGAACCACAGUUCCACCACCGAGGAGCUGCGUCAGUGCUGCAAGGACAUCCGCGUGCUGGGGCGUAAGGAGCUCAGAGCCCUGCUGAACUGGAGAACGAAAUUGCGGCGUUUCUUGACCAAAAAGCUGAAAGAGCAGGCAAAGGAGCUGGAUAUCAACCUGAGCUCUGGUGAAGAGGAGGAAGGCCGGGAGGAGGAGGAGAAGAAAAUGUCGCCAAAAGCCACAGCUGAUGAGGCAGGGAAAGAGGAAGAGGAGGAGGUAGAGCUGGCAUUAGCAGAGAUGAAGGCCAAGGAGCUGGCAGAGCUAAAAAGAAAAAAGAAGAAGAUCUUGAAGGAACAGCGGAAGCAGCGUGAACGUGUGGAGCUGAAGAUGGAUCUCCCCGGUGUCUCCAUCGCUGACGGUGGCGACACCAGCAUGUUCUCCCUCCAGACUAUCCACAGGACCCAGCUGCUGAAUGAGGUGGCCCGGGGAGACAUGGCAUCAGCAGAUACCCUUCUGGAGAUGCAACCAGGGGAUGAUGACAUCUACGUCUCUGAUCCGGACGAAGCUGACGAUGUGUCCCUGGCCAGUGAUCUGGACCCGGAGGAGUUGGUGGAGAUAGAGGCUCGUCAGCGCCGGCUGGAGCGGGAGAAGCGAGAGCAGGGUGCAAAGAGGGUGAAGCCUAAGGAGGAGGAAGAAGAGGAGGAAGAUGACGAAGAGGAGAAUCCUCUCCUCGUGCCUCUGGAGGAGAAGUCAGUGCUGAAGGAGCGGCAGACCAGCCUGUGGUUUGGGAAGGACGCCUUUGCCGGCAUUGAGGACGACGCGGAUGAGGACCUGGAGCUGGGGCAGUCGCAGAUGUUGGCUGAGAGACAGCGCGAGUCCCAGACAGACAAAGCGAAGAGGAAAGGGCAGAAGAAGAAGAAGGCUCCCCAGGAGGACACCAUGGCCGAGCCUCAGCCCGCAGCAGGCACAGCAGCUGAUGCCAAUGAAGCACAGGCUGAGCAGAGCAGCGAUGAUGAUGACAGCAGCAGUGAUGAGGAGAGGCCACCAACACCGGUGGAGAGGAAGCGGGGCCGGGUCGAGCCGUGUGGCUUUGAGGUGGUGCCCAUUGAGGACCCAGUGAAGAAAGCGCGCGUCCUGGAUGCAGAGGGGCUGGCGCUUGGCUCCGUCAUUGCCACCUCCAAAAAGGCCAGGCGGGACCUGAUCGACGACUCGUUCAACAGGUACUCCUUCAACGAGGAGGAGGGAGAACUGCCGGAGUGGUUCACGGAGGAGGAGAAGCAGCACCGGUGCAAGCAGAUACCCCUGGACCGGCAGACGGUUGAGGAGUAUCGGCAGCGCUGGCGCCAAAUCAACGCCCGCCCCAUCAAGAAGGUGGCGGAGGCCAAGGCCCGAAAGAAGCGGCGGAUGCUGAAGAAGAUGGAGCAGAUGAAGAAGAAAGCGGAGGCCGUGGUGAGCACGGUGGAUAUCUCAGAGCGGGAGAAGGUGGCCCAGCUGCGGCGCAUCUACAAGAAGGCCGGGCUGGGCAAGGAGAAGCGGCAGGUCACGUACCUGGUGGCUAAGAAGGGCGUAGGACCCCGGGUGCGUCGCCCCCCCGGUGUCAAGGGACAGUUCAAGGUCGUUGACAGCCGCCUGAAGAAGGAUGUGAGGGCUCAGAUGCGCAAAGACCAGAAGAAGAAACGCCGCAAGUGAUGUGGGACUUGGCUCAGGGCAGGGCUGGCUCCUGUCCCCCCACCGCAACCUCAGGAGCUCCUGGCUCGCCCUGCUGCUCCCCCAUCGUGGGGGCAGGGCUGUGACAGCCACAUGCUGUCACAUCUACGUCAGUGCCUUUAUGUCAUUGCCUCUUGUCCCGCUGUGGGGCAGGGAGGGUUGAUUUGGCCUCAGCGCUGUAGCGUCGACCCCCUGCCCGCGCUGGCUGUGUGACUGCAGGUCUAGGGCUGUCACCCUCGCUGGUUCUGCUGGGGUGCUGCUCGGACCCUUGCACUGCAGGGCAACGAGCACCCUUCCAGUCCUCGCCACGUUUGUCACCAACGUCCCAGGGCUGCAUGGGGCUGCGGGUGCUGAGCCCUGAGGCAGGACAGUGGCUGCAGUCUGUACAGAUCUGUUCCUCAUUUGCAACAGAAAUAAACCCCAGUCUGAGGUUGUC